GGGAGCGGGGGGUUCGGUCUGGUGUACAGAGGACGGAGUAAGAAGCUGGGGAUGGAGGUGGCGGUGAAGAUUCUGAAUCGGGAGAGCUGUCCCAUCAUAUUUAUAAACUACAGGAAUUGCAGUGCUGGUGAUCCAUGUAAAACGAUCAAUGUGAUUCCACCCCGGUCCAUUGAAUCCGAUCUGCAGUCGGAUAGACACAUUUGUGGUGCUCUUAAAGCUGUAUUAAAGGUUUAAGUGCCGAGUUUUGCAGUCUUAUGAAAGAAAAAGACAUGAUGAUGAAAGCAAAUUCAACAUAUGUUCUUCGUGUUCUCGCCGUAUAUGAAGAUGAGGAUAAAGGGCACAUUGAGUACGGAUUGGUGAUGGAGUAUAUGCCACAUGGUUCUCUCCACUCUCUUUUCAACACAUUUAAUAAGAAGGAAGUCCUCAUCCCAUGGCCUCUGAGAUUUCAGAUACUUCACCAGGUGGCUAUAGCAAUGAAUUUUCUUCAUGGUCUCAAUCCAGCUAUAAUUCACCAAGAUCUCAAGCCCCAGAAUGUCCUGUUACGGAAGGAUUUAGAUGUUCAGCUAACAGAUUUUGGCCUUGCCAGAAAUGAAACUUCUGCUCCAAUCGGUAUGGCUGGGACAGUUUCCUACAUGCCUCCAGAGUCCUUUGUAUGCCUUGAAUACAAGCCAACUAAAGAGUUUGAUGUAUACAGCUUUGCGAUUUUAAUCUGGUGGAUAUUGUCAGGCCGAGAACCCUAUAAUGCCAUAAACAGAGAAAUCAUUAUUUGUCGUAUACCAGUUGGUAUGCGACCUGAUAUGACACUUGUGGAUUGUUGGAAGACUGAGAAGAUGGUUCCUGAAGCCAUAGAGAUGAUGAAGCAAUGCUGGGAUGGUGAACCCAGUAAACGACUUUGCUUUUCAGAAGGUAUGAAGCGGCUGGAGGAGAUGAAGAAAGCGUAUGAAGGGAAAAUCGAAGAUGCUGUUUUGGAGGUUUUGAAUAAACUCCGUGCCUUUUCUUCACCCUCUCAGAAUAAUCGGAUUUCAGAUACUCCUGAUGGUGCUAACAUCGCUCAAAGUGGUAAUUCAGAACUUGAUUCUUCCAAGAUAAAUAAUUUUAUAAGGCAGCUCAAUCGUGAACGUUCUGGCAAACAAUAUAAUAAAACUGCUGGCAAUAACACUUCCAGUGAAGACAUUUUAAUUGAGGACCCUAUAAAGUUUUUAAAAAAGAAUUUUUCUAAAAUCAUUCAAGAAAAACCUGCUUGGAAAUCUAUUUUGGAUGACCUCUUUACACAAGACAUUUUUAAAGAAGAGCAAGUGGACUCCAUAGUAAAAGACCAUAGAACAGUGCAGGACCAAAUCAGAGAGACGCUACGUGUUAUAAUAAAACAAGGAAAGAACAGCUGUAUGACAUUAGUGCAGCUCAUGAACCGUCACCAUCCUUCAUUGAUGAGUAAAAUGGAGAUCUAGCUGUGGUGGUUACAUAGGAUCUCUCAAAAGUAUUCCAAAACAGUAUUUGAGCAAAUGUAGCCCCGUGUUUUGUUCCAAUUUUGAUCUGUUUACUGCUGGCUCUGUGGUGUACAGGAAUAUGUGACAGUGUAUAAUGUGAUUGUACAACCCCACAACUAUGCUGUGUAGGAGCUUACCUUCGAUAUCAAUUGGAUGGAUUCUUGUAGGUAAACCAUCACAAUUCAUAGUUUAAUCUAUUUUAAAGUAUACGGCCAUUUUAAAAGUCUACCUGAACCGUUCAUUCAGGUUAUAUCCAGUGAUGCCCCAUACACACGAUAAGAUUUUCCUUGGAAAAAAAGUUGGAUGUGGGCUUUUGGUUGGAUAUUCUGACCGUGU
Molecule: messenger RNA, 1823 nt
Organism: Rana temporaria (common frog)
Lineage: Eukaryota; Metazoa; Chordata; Amphibia; Anura; Ranidae
Product: ankyrin repeat and protein kinase domain-containing protein 1-like
Exons: 11
Coding region: 255-1448 (397 amino acids)
Biological process (GO): regulation of apoptotic process; protein phosphorylation
Molecular function (GO): JUN kinase kinase kinase activity; ATP binding
Source: RefSeq, a predicted model, not a curated record